Strongyloides ratti is the source of this 1200-nucleotide messenger RNA. RefSeq names its product 60S ribosomal protein L3. Gene Ontology annotation, molecular function: RNA binding; structural constituent of ribosome. The transcript has 3 exons. The record is from RefSeq and is a predicted model, not a curated record. The coding region runs from base 1 to 1200 and encodes 399 amino acids. Gene Ontology annotation, biological process: ribosomal large subunit assembly; translation. NCBI's taxonomy places the organism in Eukaryota, Metazoa, Nematoda, Chromadorea, Rhabditida, Strongyloididae. Gene Ontology annotation, cellular component: cytosolic large ribosomal subunit; ribosome.
AUGUCUCACAGGAAAUUUUCUGCUCCUCGUCAUGGAUCCAUGGGAUUCACUCCAAAAAAAAGAUCAAGAAGACAUCGCGGUAAAUGUAAGGCUUUCCCAAAGGAUGAUCCAUCUAAGCCAGUUCAUCUUACUGCUUUUAUGGGAUUCAAGGCUGGUAUGUCUCACAUUGUUCGUGAAGUUGAGAAGCCAGGUUCUAAAGUCAACAAAAAAGAAGUUGUCGAAGCCGUUACCAUUAUUGAAACUCCACCAAUGGUUAUUUUCGGAAUUGUUGGAUACAUCGACACUCCACGUGGACCACGUGUCUUGAAAACUGUCUUUGCUGAACACUUGUCUGAAGACUGCAAACGUAGAUUCUACAAAAGCUGGUAUCGUUCAAAGAAGAAGGCUUUCUCUAAGUAUGCCAAAAAAUGGCAAGAUGAAGUCGGUAAGAAGAGUAUCGAAUCUGAUCUUGAAAAGAUGAAGAAAUACUGUUCUUCUAUCAGAGUUCUUGCUCAUACCCAAAUGAAGGUUCUUAAAAGACAACAAAAAAAAGCUCAUAUUAUGGAAAUUCAAGUUAAUGGAGGAACCAUCGCUGAAAAAGUUGAUUGGGCUAAAGAAAAACUUGAAAAACAAAUUCCAGUUGAACAAGUUUUCAGCCAAGAUGAACUUAUUGACUGUAUCGGAGUUACCAAGGGUAAAGGAUUCAAGGGUGUCACUUCUCGUUGGCACACAAAGAAACUUCCAAGAAAGACACACAAAGGUCUUCGUAAAGUCGCUUGUAUCGGAGCUUGGCAUCCAUCUCGUGUUGCCUUCACCGUUGCUCGUGCUGGUCAGAAAGGUUACCAUCAUAGAACUGAGAUGAACAAGAAGGUCUUUAGAAUUGGCAAAUCAUGCCUUACCGCUGAAGGAAAGAACAAUGGUGCUACAGAAUUCGAUUUGACUGAAAAGUCUGUCAACCCAAUGGGAGGUUUCCCACAUUAUGGUCUCGUCAAUCAAGAUUUUAUUAUGAUUCGUGGAUCAUGUAUGGGAUCAAAGAAGAGAGUUAUCACUUUAAGAAAAUCUCUUCUUACUCACAAAAAAAGAUUUGCUUUUGAAAAGAUCAAUCUUAAAUUUAUUGAUACAACAUCCAAAUUUGGACAUGGUCGCUUCCAAACCUCUGCUGAAAAGAAAGCAUUCCUUGGAAAACUUAAAAAAGAUUUUGAGGCUGAACAACAAGCUUAA